GGCGUACCAAGGCUUCGCGAGUGGAGAUGUGGACAACGAUGCAUACUCUGUGCGUUCGUUCAUCGAAGACGGCCACAACAUUGCCUUGUGUCAGUCUUAUGCGAAAAAUAUGGGCUUAUAUGGCGAAAGAGUAGGUGCGCUGACAGUGACCACUAGUGAGAAGCAACACGCUUUUAAUGUAGCGUCUCAACUGAAGACAAUUAUACGACCCACGUACAGCAGUCCGCCGAUACACGGGGCACGAUUGGCGACUAUGAUUCUAACAGACACCAGUCUAAAAUCUUUGUGGUUAGAGGAGGUAAAAGCGAUGGCCGAUCGGAUUAUAGGCGCUCGGGCCUUGUUGACGCAGAAACUCGAUGAGGCGGGAUCCAUUCUUCCUUGGGGUCAUAUCAACAAGCAAAUUGGGAUGUUCUGCUUCAGCGGUCUCAGUACUGAACAGUGUAAAAGAUUGCGCGACGAGCACUCGGUUUAUUUGACCAUGGACGGGCGUAUCAGUAUGGCGGGAGUCACCACGAGCAAUGUGACCUACAUCGCAAAGGCUAUACACGAGGUCACUAAGGAAUAAACAUGGUCGAGCCAGUUGAUUGUCUGCAACUAUGCUUGGUAUUUUCAAAAAUAUAGAAGCUGUCCUAGUGGCAUAUCUUGUUUUUGUACGCUGGUGCGUGCAGUUUUGAAGCAUUGGUGCCCAGAUGCACUAUGUGAAUUGUGAUGUGUAGCAUCUCGAUACUUCGUAUUGAGUACUCAGCGCCAAAUUUCCAUUAUUUUUCAUCGUGUACCGUAGAAAUAAAAUACAGCGUUUCAAAAGGUUUCAUUUUUAAAAGAAUAGAAGACCAUGUCAAGAAUGCUAAUUUCGAG
This is a messenger RNA of Sphaeroforma arctica JP610, 855 nucleotides long. RefSeq lists its product as hypothetical. Gene Ontology annotation, biological process: biosynthetic process; amino acid metabolic process. Lineage: Eukaryota; Ichthyosporea; Ichthyophonida. The record is from RefSeq and is a predicted model, not a curated record. Gene Ontology annotation, cellular component: mitochondrion. The annotation marks the transcript as partial. The transcript is spliced from 6 exons. Gene Ontology annotation, molecular function: L-aspartate:2-oxoglutarate transaminase activity; pyridoxal phosphate binding.